Phyllostomus discolor (pale spear-nosed bat) is the source of this 4220-nucleotide messenger RNA. It is a transcript of the gene VKORC1L1, whose product is annotated as vitamin K epoxide reductase complex subunit 1 like 1. The transcript is spliced from 3 exons. The coding region runs from base 115 to 645 and encodes 176 amino acids. Gene Ontology annotation, molecular function: vitamin-K-epoxide reductase (warfarin-sensitive) activity. NCBI's taxonomy places the organism in Eukaryota, Metazoa, Chordata, Mammalia, Chiroptera, Phyllostomidae. Gene Ontology annotation, biological process: vitamin K metabolic process; peptidyl-glutamic acid carboxylation. The record is from RefSeq and is a predicted model, not a curated record.
ACCGGCGGUGGCGGCUGGGUCGGGCCCCGACGGGCGGCGGCUGCUGAGGUGGAGGCGGAGGGAGGCGGCAGCAGCGGCGAAGGAGGUGGCGGCGGCGGAGGAGGAGGGGGGAAGAUGGCGGCGCCCGUCCUGCUGAGAGUGUCGGUGCCGCGGUGGGAGAGGGUGGCCCGGUAUGCAGUGUGCGCCGCUGGGAUCCUGCUCUCCAUCUACGCCUACCACGUGGAGCGGGAGAAGGAGCGGGACCCCGAGCACCGGGCCCUCUGCGACCUGGGGCCCUGGGUGAAGUGCUCUGCUGCCCUUGCCUCCAGAUGGGGUCGAGGAUUUGGUCUUUUGGGUUCCAUUUUUGGAAAGGAUGGUGUAUUAAACCAGCCAAACAGUGUCUUUGGACUUAUAUUUUAUAUACUACAGUUAUUACUUGGCAUGACAGCAAGUGCAGUUGCAGCUUUAAUCCUCAUGACAUCCUCCAUCGUGUCUGUAGUAGGGUCUUUGUACCUGGCCUACAUUCUGUACUUUGUGCUGAAGGAGUUUUGCAUCAUCUGCGUCAUCACAUACGUGCUGAACUUCAUUCUUCUUAUCAUCAACUACAAACGACUAGUUUACUUGAAUGAGGCCUGGAAACGGCAGCUGCAGCCCAAGCAGGACUGACAACCUGGCGAACUCCUAACUGACAGUCUGAAGUCCCUUUUUCCAUUAAGUUAAUUUUGCAGCAUUUUUUUUAUUCUUCACAACAGACACUUUCCCUAAGAAUCUUAAACUGAUUUUUUAAAAUCUUGUAAAUUAGAAGGGUAUUUUCUGUGUCAAUCUUCAUUUUAAAUAUGGAUACAAAAAAAUACGCCGAGCCAAUCAAAGACAAGCUUUAACUUUACUUUGAACAUGUUUCUGAAAUAAUUAAAUGUAGCCCUCAAUUGUAAAGUGAGCAACCAUUGCUAGUAAUUCCCCACCGUGUAUAAAUUCAACUUCAGGUCUAACCAAUGUGAUCAUGACAUGGAAAUAUUUUAGAAUAGAUACUGUCUUAGUAUUGCCAUGUUUACAAUAUGUAGUAUGUUUUUAGCUGAUGAAUUUUAAAAUGUAGACUCAACUAGAAUUCAUUUCUGUGAUAUUUGUAAAUAAAGGUAGAAAUAUUGGAUCCAUCCCUGCAGAACUUACUGUACAGUUUAGUUGAAGCAUAGCAAUGAAGAAUUGUCAGCUCAACACUGACAAAGAAAACGUGAAAGUAGUAAGCCCAUACAGAGCAUCUUGUGAAAAAUACUGGUAGCCAUGGGUCCAGCAUUGACAGCAAAAAUAAUAGGGUAGGUUGUUCCCUUUCAUCUCCUUCCUCUGAAAGGAAGAAACUAUUUGGACAUUCAAGUCAAGUUUGUGUCCAGUCAUAAAACUGGCUCAGUUCUGUCUUAAGUCAUGUGACCAAACCAUCAAGUCCAAGGCCUUCAGGACACUAAAGAUGGGAAAAUGGGUAUAUUUCUUUGGAGAAAAGCUGGAAAUAUUAAUAUAGGAUUUUAAGAUAAAGUCUCUUAUAAGAGUUGACUUUUCAUACUUUUCCUUAACAUUGGUGCCACUCAACCAAACAGUAUUACAGCUUUGAAAUAACCAGUAUAAGCCCAGUCACUCCAGAGUAGGAUUGCCCUUGGGUAGCUCUGUAGUGUUUUCCCUGUUAACUUUGUGCACUAACUAAUUGAAUGUCUAGUUUAAUCGUUUUAGAGUCAAAUAUUAUUGGAUUUGUAAACUUUAGGGCUGCCAUGCUGCUCAGUCUGCUUAAUCGGGAGUUCUACAGGUAGACAUACCUGAGGGUGAAGUGCAGUAAUGUCACUGCUCUCUCUAGUAGCUACACAAACACAGAAUUUUUUAAAGUGAUUUGAAUAAACCCAAAUAAAAUUGUGACAGUCUGUUUUAUGGUGAACAUCUUGUAUCAGAAUGUUAAAAGUGCCUUCUCUCUUAAAAAACCAAAUAAUUUGUGUGUUGAACUGGGCAUAAGUGUCCUUCCUUCCUUUCUUAGCAUAAAGUAGACAACUUGCAUUCUGUAGAAAGGUUCUAUAUGAUCAUUCAGUUCCUUAGAUUGAGAGGCAGUAGCGAAAACUUUGCUUCCAAUUCAAUCAGUCAUUAUGUUAAAAAUAGACCGGUAAUUUAAGUGCUUUAUUUGCCUUUUUGAAGGGAAGGGGACAGGCUCUGCUCUGUAAACUGUAUGUGUAGAGUCAGCAACUGUUUCCAACUGACUGUCAUUAAUUGAUACAAUGUGUCCUGUAGCCCAAGGCAGGUAUAAAAUCUGAAUUGUAAUGAACUUGAAUGAAUUUAAACCAGUUUUGUAAACGAGGGUUUAAUUCAGAAAUCGUCCAGGCUGGUGUGUUCCCAUGAAUGUGAAUAUUUCAAUGCCUGUUUUAUUAUGUAUGUAUUGUUCUUAUUUCUGUAGUUAAAGAACUCUAGAAAGCAUUGAUUGGAUGUCUUGUUUAUGGAGAAACGAGCCCUAAUGCUGAAGUGAAUUGUACAAUGAGGUCUUGUAGUAGUGCUUCCAGUUCUGCCAAGCCGUUUACUGGUUCUCUUUUCUAAGCUGCAGUGGAAAUGGCUCAACGGUUAAGACUUCUGUGGUAUAUGUAACACUGGUUCUGCUAAUCAAGUUCCUCAUGUCCCAAUUUAAAAUGGUUUUUCAUCAUAUUUUGUAUCAAUCAGCAGAGUAUAGUUAAAGCUUGUCUUGAUGUCGCACUCUUGCAAAUGUCUUCAACUCCAUGAGAAAAUGUAAAAAUGUUCAGCUAGACCCUUCACGUUUUUCCUUUGCUUUCCUAAGCCUGGGGGAAAACACCACUGUUUGAGUUGUAUAAAAAAAUGUUGCCACAUUCCUAUGACCCAGAAUUAAUAACCUCUUUCUCACUGAGCGAUGAACACGUGCUGCCUGGACUGAGAGCAUUGAAAUGCCAGUACCUCCGUAAGCAACAGAACCCUGGUGGGUGUCGGUUGUAUCUGUGCCCUGGAUGAAUUUAAGCUCCUGUCUGCAUCUUCUGCGUCACCCAGAAGAAGGGGGGGAAACACCGUGUUACAGCAUUUGAGGAUUGGUAUGACUAUUUUAGACAAUAUUUAAACAUUGUAAAAUUAUUAGCCACCAACAUCGAAGAUGUUAGGGGGGAGAUAAAAUUUCUGUUUUUGGUGUUAAUUCCAUGCUUCUUACUUUUUGGUAUGAUUUGUAACAAAUGAAGCCUCUUAUUAACUUGAUAGUUGCAUCAUUUGGAGAAAUAAGAGAAGUUGUGGUUAGAUGAUAAAUUCUAGGGAAUCUAGGUGGUUUGGAGAAUUUCAUUUGGUUUUUCGUUGCAGCUAGUUGCUGUCAGUGCGGGUUAACUUAUGGUGAAAUAACUCGGGUUUAACUAGCCGGGUGCCAAGAACUACUCUUACUUGAUGUAUGUAGCCUCUCCUUGAAUCCGUUACCUUAAAGAUGGUGAAAGCAGUGACCACUGCCAUUUGAAGAGACAAAGAUCUUUUGGUAUGAGAGAUCUUUGGGCCUACUAGGUAGGCUAGAGGACCAAGACAACAGUAAAAAUAAUUUGUUGGCUUUAGUUAGCUUAUAUUCUAUUUAUAUUUACUUUCAAGAUUAUCGGCAGAAGUGCAAAGUUACCUUCAGCAAUUAUUUCAUAACUUAAAUUGGUACCACUGCCCGACAGCAGGCAAUGCUGGAGUAUCUCAAAAAUCAGUAUUAACACAUGCCAACAAGAAACCCACUACUUUUUUUGGUGACCCAUUUGAGAAGGAGAACCUAAUAGGCAACCUUUGUCCUCAUGUAUUUUCCCCCAACAUGCAAACACAGGUGAAACAUCCCUAUUUAGGUAGGUGAGGCCGCACUUAUGAUUCCUCAUUGGUGAGAACUACCCGUCAAUAAAACAAAAGGGGCAUGGGUAGGAGUCCAGGCUACUUGGUGAAAGAUGUCUUUGACAAAUUAGCCCAGAAAGGUGAGAUGUUUUAUUAUAAAACUGUAUUAAGCAUGGCCUAGGUAUGAGGUGUAUGAUCUGUAUAGUAUGUUCCAUCAAAAAUAUUUAUUACUAGUGCUUUAAACUCCAGAGUAAACGUUCAUUUAAAGUGGAGUUAACUGGGCAGAAUUCCCCUUUAACAUAGAUAGGAAUACUCUUUAUCAGAGAUUUAGGACACAGUUUUGCUAACUGGUAAAAAACCAUGUAAAUAUGUAAGAAUGUUUAUUUGUUGCACAUAACUUUUUUGGUAUAAAAUAAAUGUAGAAGUUACCUGUGGAA